AUGUGGUUUCAGCACUUGAUCCUGUGUGGGUCCACAUCUGACCCAUCAGGUGGAGAUCCCGAUUCUUAUUUCUGCCUUGAUUUACAUCCUCCAGCCACCGAAUACCACCUGGGCCUGCUGAAAGCAAAACUGGCCAAGUAUCGUGCCCAGCUCCUGGAACCAUCCAAGUCAGCCUCAUCUAAAGGAGAGGGCUUUGAUGUCAUGAAGUCAGGCGAUGCCCGAGUGGCCCUGAUUGGCUUUCCCUCUGUGGGUAAGUCCACCUUCUUGAGUCUGAUGACCUCUACAGCCAGCGAAGCUGCAUCCUAUGAGUUCACCACCCUGACGUGCAUCCCCGGGGUCAUUGAGUACAAAGGUGCCAACAUCCAGCUCCUGGACCUUCCUGGAAUCAUUGAAGGAGCAGCGCAAGGGCGAGGCCGUGGCCGGCAGGUGAUUGCUGUGGCACGCACAGCUGAUGUUGUCGUCAUGAUGCUGGAUGCCACCAAGGGAGAUGUGCAGAGGUCCCUGCUGGAGAAGGAGCUGGAGUCCGUGGGUAUUCGCCUGAACAAGCACAAGCCCAACAUCUACUUCAAGGUAUGUCCAGACUCUACCCCAGGGGCAGCUUGGGGACUGCCUGGCCCUCAGCAAGGGACGGACAGCUGA
Messenger RNA from Onychomys torridus (southern grasshopper mouse), 639 nucleotides. RefSeq names its product developmentally regulated GTP binding protein 2 (gene Drg2). Gene Ontology annotation, cellular component: cytoplasm. Bases 1 to 639 code for a protein of 212 amino acids. Gene Ontology annotation, molecular function: GTP binding; GTPase activity. The transcript is spliced from 6 exons. Lineage: Eukaryota; Metazoa; Chordata; Mammalia; Rodentia; Cricetidae. Gene Ontology annotation, biological process: cytoplasmic translation. The record is from RefSeq and is a predicted model, not a curated record.